Messenger RNA from Cicer arietinum (chickpea), 888 nucleotides. RefSeq names its product nuclear transport factor 2B-like. Gene Ontology annotation, biological process: nucleocytoplasmic transport. Lineage: Eukaryota; Viridiplantae; Streptophyta; Magnoliopsida; Fabales; Fabaceae. The record is from RefSeq and is a predicted model, not a curated record.
AUUAUAAGACAUACGAAAACAAUUUGAAGACGUUUUGAAGUUAAUUUGGAAUCGAAAGUGGGUAGCGUAGAGAGCGAGAGAGAGAGAGAGAGCGAUGGAUCCAGACGCGUUGGCAAAGGCAUUUGUGGAGCACUACUACACCACCUUCGACACCAACCGUGCUGGACUUGCCAAUCUCUACCAAGAAGCUUCCAUGCUCACUUUCGAAGGUCAGAAGAUUCAAGGUUCCUCCAACAUCGUCGCCAAGCUCACUUCCCUCCCUUUCCAACAGUCCCAUCAUUCCAUCACCACCGUCGAUUGUCAACCCUCCGCUGUCAACGCCGGCAUGCUCGUCUUCGUCAGUGGUAAUCUCCAACUCGCCGGUGAACAACACGCCCUCAAGUUCAGCCAGAUGUUCCAUUUGAUACCAACCCCGCAAGGAAGCUAUUAUGUGCAGAAUGACAUAUUCCGUUUGAACUAUGCCUGAAGAUAGACCAUCAAAUAUAUGACCUGAAAGGCCAUAGAAGAAGUUUGCCUAUAUAUUGCACAUUUGAAAUUGAAAAUGGGUUCAUUUUAGUUGGUUGUGUCGGACACGUAAUUGUGCUUGUUGCAUUUAAAAUUUUCUCUUGUGAUUCGUCAGAAAACAGCUUCAAGGAUAAAUUGACGAAAUAUUACUGGGUCUGGGAGAUUUAAAACCCAAAUAUAUUUCUGAUCUGAGAUAUGGGGCCCAAGCAUCUCUAUCCAAUUUACCUCUCAACAAAUUGGUUUAUGAAUGUUAUGGUAAUCUUUUAUUUGCAUUUGUUUACUAAAUGAAGGUUUGGUAUUUUCACCUAAGAUCAAAAGGGCUAAACUUGCAAUCGGCCAUCAACUGUUCUUAGCCACGCAAGGAAAUAUAUAUUUUUCUCUCAA